CAGGUAUUGUAAUCAGUCUUCGGAAAGAUCAGAAGCUUUGCGUGCUUCCGAGUCAUAACAAACUUCACUAGCUGGAUCUUCCAACAAAAGAACUACUAGUUCAAAAGAAAACGAAAAGAAGUUCAUUUGUUGGAGAUUUGCGCCUGGAAACAUAUUAAAAAAGAUCCUCCCUUUCUUUAUUGGCAAGAAAAAUAAGGGACGAUAGCGUCCAUGGAGUAAAAGUAGUACUAUCCGCCAGUCAAGCCAGCUAGCCUGCUCUGUAGCUUCUUCUUCUUCUUUGGCUGAAGCGAACGAGGACGACAACAAGGGGCGGGGGCCGCCGCAGUCCUAUCCGAUCCAAUCCGAUCCACGGGAGAAAAGCCAAAGAUUUGACUCUUGCUGGUGCUCCACACUUGAUCUACCGAAGGAUUUGCAAUAUGGCAGAAUCCACCGUCACGAGGUAUUGGUGCCACCAAUGUGAGCAGGCCAUCGAGGAGGCCAUGGUGGAGGAGGUCAAGUGUCCACUGUGUGACAGUGGAUUUGUCGAGGAGAUGAUCGGUGAGCACUUUGAGGCAUUGACAAGGCAGCUAUCGGAGCAAGGGCUCUCGCAGUGGGACCCAGUGGACAACUCUUUUGAGCAGCCAGGAUCAGUGGGGGACAGCGAUGAUGAAGAUAAUAGCGAUAUAGGCCGUGAGUUUGAGGGAUUCAUCAGAAGGCAUCGACAGGCAUCGGCACUACGCCGUGUGCUCGAUAGUAUCCAUGAUGACCUUAGAGAUGACAGGGAAAGAGACAACUCCAUUCUGGUCAAUGCCUUCAACCAGGCCCUCGCUCUGCAAGGUGCAGCACUUGACCCUGACGAGGACCGAGGUGACAAUGGCAACUCAGGUAAUGAUGAUGGUUUGCUAGAAGAGUAUGUCCUCGGGGCAGGGCUGAGCCUGCUUCUUCAGCAUUUGGCUGAGAAUGACCCAAGCCGGUAUGGCACCCCUCCUGCAAGGAAAGAAGCAAUCGAUGCACUGCCCACUGUCAAAAUCGAAGAGGCUGUCAGCUGUUCAGUCUGUCUUGAUGAUCUAGAGCUUGGAUCCCAAGCUAAGCAGUUGCCUUGUGAACACAAGUUCCACUCUCCUUGUAUCCUGCCAUGGCUUGAACUCCAUAGUUCCUGCCCAGUUUGCCGGUUCGAGCUGCCUUCCGGUGAGACAAAAGACUUGAGUGAGCCUAGCAAUGUUGAUCGAGAGAGCAGCCAGGAGGAGGUCUUAGCUGAUGGCCCUGCAAAUGACAGCGAGGACACUAGUAGACCUUGGGCCAUUGUUCCUUGGUUUAGUGGACUGUUCUCGACACCUGAACCACAGAAUGUCAGAGGUACUUCUACCGAUCAGCAGCUGCCUCCCGCUUCUGGAACCAACCCAAAUGCAGGGCAUAGUUGAUCUCUUCCACUGUCUGUGAAUAAUGAUCAUACAUCUGAGGAUAGUGAUGCAACUUUGUUCAGUAGAACUCCUAUUUUUAUCUAUCGGGAUGAACAACUGGGUACAAAGUUUGUGACUGCUUUUGACAUAUGAUUUGCGCUCAUUUCAGUUUGCUUCCGUCUUAUAA
Molecule: messenger RNA, 1566 nt
Organism: Lolium rigidum
Lineage: Eukaryota; Viridiplantae; Streptophyta; Magnoliopsida; Poales; Poaceae
Product: E3 ubiquitin-protein ligase SIRP1-like
Exons: 2
Coding region: 417-1400 (327 amino acids)
Biological process (GO): protein ubiquitination
Cellular component (GO): cytoplasm
Molecular function (GO): ubiquitin protein ligase activity
Source: RefSeq, a predicted model, not a curated record